CCGAAUUUGCUUUCAUUUAGUCUAUAUAUAUUUCUUAAAUAGGUUAAAGUCAUAGAGAUAUUUUUUUUGUUGGGAAUAGCACUUCGCCCUCGAGCGGUGCGCAAUGCUAUCUCAUGCCGACCUCCUGGAUGCUCGCCUCGGUGAGUUAUCAUCACCAAACUCCGGUCUUCAACUCUACUGGAUGAAGGAUGCCGCGGCGGAGCUCCUGGGCCACAGGGAGGCUCUGAAGUGCCGGCUCGGCGGAGGGGGCCCUGACCCCGGACACUCCGGUGGGGAGCUCGGCCCGGGCCAGGACGGCGUGGAAGGGACCACGAUGCUCCCGGGCGAUGAUAUCAGCAGCGGCGGCGGUAGUGGCGGAGGAUCCAACGCGGUGCAGGUCAACAGCAAAGAGCAGGAGAAGCAGAACAACAACAACAACAACAACCAGUCUGGAGGAGGGCAGCAGAGCCAGAGCCAGAGUCAGAAACAGAAGCGGCACCGGACCCGCUUCACGCCGGCGCAGCUCAACGAGCUGGAGAGGAGCUUCGCCAAAACGCACUACCCAGACAUCUUCAUGCGGGAGGAGCUGGCGCUGAGGGUCGGUCUCACGGAGUCCAGAGUGCAGGUCUGGUUUCAGAACCGACGUGCCAAGUGGAAGAAGCGCAAGAAGACCACCAACGUCUUCCGGUCUCCGGGGACCCUGCUGCCGACGCACCACGGCCUGUCUCAGUUCCCGUCCGCGGCGGCGGCGGCUGCGGCCAUGGGCGACAGCCUCUGCUCCUUCCACGCCAACGACACCCGCUGGGCCACGGCGGGGAUGCCCGGCGUGUCUCAGCUGCAGCUACCGCCGUCUCUGGGCCGCCAGCAGGUCAUGGCGCAGUCCCUGUCUCAGUGCAGCCUCGGCGCCGGUCAGCCGCACAACUCCAUGGGUCUGUCCAACAUGUCGAACGGCUCCGGGCUCCAGUCGCACCUCUACCAGCCCACUUUCCCCGGGAUGGCGUCCCUGUCAGGCCCGACCAACAUGACCCACUCGCCUCAGCUGUGUAGCUCCCCGGAGAGUGAGGUCUGGAGAGGGACAAGCAUCGCGUCGCUGCGCCGCAAAGCGCUGGAGCACACAGUAUCCAUGAGUUUCACCUAGUGACGAAGGGGCCACGCGCGGAGAGCUUUUUUCUUUCACUCGCACAGAGAUCUUCUGCGUUCAGUUCUUCUUCGUCCAAUCCAUCCAAACGGCGCACCGGGAGAGAUACAACCAGGAUACUUGAUCAGAUAAGAAAACGCACAGCACAUCUGGUGUUUUAUUUCCUCCCCAAAUCACACCAAGAGGGAACACUGCAGCGGCUCACCCGGCCUGUCGGACUGGUUCUGUUUUAAGCUAUAAUUUAUUAUUUCGCAUGUAGCCUAUGGCACCUAUUUAUUUAUCUAUUUAAAUUAACUUAUUUGUUCUGUGUUUAUUUAUUUAUGCGGCUCAUGCGGGCCCUCGAGGCUUUCAGUGAACUUUGCUUGGUGACUGAUUUUUUUGAAGACAAAUUCUGGGGAUACUUUGAAAUACAAAAACUCGGUUAUGAUGCCUUUUCCCCCCACGUGCUGCACAGCACGCGCCUCUAAAGGGGGAUGCACAGUGGACCUGCAGACACCUGGAGGUUUAAAGGAACGAGAAAGAUUCACCUGGAACAGGACAUCAUGAAGAGGACUUGACUGCAUGUGCUGUCCAAGGCAACGAAAAAAAUACAAAACAAGGGAAAUACUAUAAAUUAAGACAUGGAAGCUGACUUCACUAUAAUCUGUUAUAUAGGAUGUUUUGUGUAGCGGAAGCACUCUUGUUCCCAUUUGGUCAGUUUGUGAUAACUUCUGUUUCCAAAAAAAGUAUGUGCUUAUUAUGAAAUUAUGACUUUCUUAAAUGUUUGAACCAUUUUGUU
This is a messenger RNA of Anarrhichthys ocellatus (wolf-eel), 1895 nucleotides long. RefSeq names its product orthopedia homeobox a (gene otpa). Bases 104 to 1117 code for a protein of 337 amino acids. The transcript is spliced from 3 exons. NCBI's taxonomy places the organism in Eukaryota, Metazoa, Chordata, Actinopteri, Perciformes, Anarhichadidae. Gene Ontology annotation, molecular function: DNA-binding transcription factor activity, RNA polymerase II-specific; DNA binding. Gene Ontology annotation, biological process: regulation of DNA-templated transcription; neuron differentiation. The record is from RefSeq and is a predicted model, not a curated record.